This is a messenger RNA of Eutrema salsugineum, 984 nucleotides long. RefSeq names its product agamous-like MADS-box protein AGL66. Lineage: Eukaryota; Viridiplantae; Streptophyta; Magnoliopsida; Brassicales; Brassicaceae. The coding region runs from base 1 to 984 and encodes 327 amino acids. The record is from RefSeq and is a predicted model, not a curated record. The transcript has 10 exons. Gene Ontology annotation, molecular function: protein dimerization activity; DNA-binding transcription factor activity, RNA polymerase II-specific; RNA polymerase II cis-regulatory region sequence-specific DNA binding. Gene Ontology annotation, biological process: positive regulation of transcription by RNA polymerase II.
AUGGGUCGAGUGAAAUUGGAGAUAAAGCGAAUAGAGAACAACACGAAUCGACAAGUUACGUUCUCUAAACGACGAAAUGGUUUGAUAAAGAAAGCUUAUGAAUUGUCCAUUCUUUGUGACAUCGAUAUUGCUCUCCUCAUGUUCUCUCCUUCCGAUCGUCUUAGCCUCUUUUCCGGCAAAACAAGGAUCGAAGACGUUUUCACAAGAUAUAUCAAUCUUCCUGACCAAGAACGAGAGAAUGCUCUAUCAAAUCCCGAUCAGAGCCGACGCCCAGAUUUCCAGAGCAAAGAGUAUCUACUGCGGACUUUGCAGCAACUCAAGACUGAGAAUGAUAUUGCUCUUCAACUCACCAACCCUGCAGCUAUCAACUCAGACGUCGAGGAACUUGAGCAAGAAGUUUAUAAGUUACAACAACAGCUUCAUAUGGCAGAGGAAGAAUUAAGGAAAUACGAACCAGAUCCAAUCAGGUUUACAACAAUGGAAGAGUACGAAACUUGUGAGAAGCAGCUCAUGGACACCUUAACACGUGUCACUCAACGACGGGAACACAUUUUGAGUGACCAAAUAUCUUCAUUCGAAGCAUCUGCUAUACAACAGCAAAAUCUGGGUGGGCCUUAUGUGAACGUUGGAGGCUGGCUGGCUGAAAACGGGCCUAAUCAAGCCCAUAUGUUCGACUCAUCAGCCCAUUCAGCAAUGUAUGAAACGUUGUUGCAAGGAAGUAGCUCAAGCUCGAACCAAAACAACACCAUGGGUGAAUGCCACAUGACAAAUCCUAAUGGUGACAUGUACCAAGAAUGGGCCCAAGCUUAUACGUCUCCUACGGGUCUCAAUCCCACACCCAUGUUUCCUCCUAUGCAGCAUCAGCAUGGAGUGGUAGGUCCCAAUAUGGAGGAAAGUGAAAUACCGGUAAUGACGAGGGAGGCACAAGCAGACCAUGAAGUCUCCGACUAUGAUAUCAGAAUGCCUCAGCUCAGUAGCCAAUAA